Messenger RNA from Tachysurus vachellii, 2588 nucleotides. RefSeq names its product microspherule protein 1 (gene mcrs1). Gene Ontology annotation, biological process: positive regulation of transcription by RNA polymerase II. Gene Ontology annotation, molecular function: protein binding; G-quadruplex RNA binding. The transcript has 14 exons. The record is from RefSeq and is a predicted model, not a curated record. Gene Ontology annotation, cellular component: MLL1 complex; Ino80 complex; NSL complex. Bases 420 to 1847 code for a protein of 475 amino acids. Lineage: Eukaryota; Metazoa; Chordata; Actinopteri; Siluriformes; Bagridae.
CCAAAUUGUUGCUACCUUCACAUAGCUGUUAGCAUCACCCAUUUAAAAAUAUAAAUAUAUAUAUAUAUACAAACAUAAGGACAGGCCAAAUUAUAUUUUAACGACUUAGACUAAAAUAAUAUUAUGUAUUAAAUCUGAAAAUAAAUGUGGUUGUUUUGGUUUUGCGACACUGCGCUUGGUUUUAGACUUUAAAGCGUUUCUGCCUCGUUUAAACAAAGGUUUAGCCCCGUUAGCAUGCUAGCCGCUAACUAGCAAGUUUUAGUAUAUUGACAAAUAUUUCAGAUAUUUGGCUUGGGAAAAUAAAUAUACCGGAAUUUUUAAGUGUGUAUCAUCUGGAAUUUAAACGCUUAUGAAUGCACUUUUGGGUGUAAUUUCAACGUUGUGCUAUAACACUAUGCUACACUGAUAGCAGAGGCGUCAUGGAAAAAGACGUUAAGGCAGAUGUGGGCCCUGCAGUGGUUGGAGGGUUAAAUGUGGUAAAUCUGGCAGCUCAGAGCAGGUCCGAGGAUGAAGACCAAGCCAUUGUGAAAGAAAUAAAGAGACCAGUGGCUCAGGCCUUCGGUGGAGGAGGUCUGGUUCCGAAAAGGAGAAGCUCUUCCAGGUCAAUUAAGAGGAAGAAGUUUGAUGAUGAGCUGGUUGAGAGCAGUCUGGUUAAAUCUUCAAGCAGGGUUAAAGGCCCCCCAGGCAUCGAGCCCAUCCGCUGCCCUGGGGCUGAGCCAUCAUCCAGUGAGAAGAAGAAGGUUUCCAAAUCCAGCACGUCUUUAACUCCUCCGCUCACCAUGCUGAUCACACCGUCCCCAAUCACCAAACGAGUGAAGAAGAGCAAGCAGCCUCUGCAGAUCACUAAAGACCUGGGACGCUGGAAACCCACAGACGACCUGCUGCUUAUCAAUGCAGUGCUGCAAACUACAGAUCUCACUUCAGUUCAUCUGGGAGUGAAGUUCAGCUGCCGGUUCACACUGAGGGAGAUUCAAGAGCGCUGGUAUGCUCUGCUCUAUGACCCGGUCAUAUCUAAGCUGGCAUGGCAGGCCAUGAGGCAGCUCCACCCUGAGGCCAUCGCCGCCAUUCAGAGCAAAGCUCUGUUCAGCCAGGUCGAGGAGGCUCUGCUUGCCAAGAUUAGCUCUAACAGUCAGCCAAAACUGGAGGUUUUCCAGGAUUUGCUGAAUAAGCACCCUGAUGUUUUCUACCCGUCACGCACUGCUAAAAGUUUACUGAUACACUGGCAGCUGCUCAAACAGUACUGCUUACUGGACGACCAAAGUGUUCAGCCUCUGCCCAAAGCAGAUCAGGUUCUUAACUUCUCAGAUGCUGAACAAAUGGUCGACGAUUCCAAGCUGAAGGACAGCAGAGAUGAAGUACUGGAACAUGAGUUGAUGGUUGCGGAUCGACACCAGAAACGGGAGAUCAGGCAGCUGGAGCAAGAGCUCCCACGCUGGCAGGUGUUGGUGGAUAGCAUCACAGGUAUGAACUCACCAGAUUUUGAUAAUCAGACAUUGGCUGCGUUGAGAGGACGCAUGGUCCGAUACCUUAUGAGGUCCAGAGAGAUUACCCUUGGACGUGCCACCAAAGACAAACAGAUAGAUGUGGAUUUGUCUUUAGAGGGACCGGCAUGGAAAAUCUCCAGGCAGCAGGGUAUCAUCAAGCUCAAAAACAAUGGUGAUUUCUUCAUUGUGAAUGAGGGCCGUAGACCAAUCUAUAUUGAUGGCAGACCAGUACUGACUGGGAACAAAUGGAAACUUAACAAUAACUCUGUGCUGGAGAUUGCAGGGCUACGCUUCGUCUUCCUCAUUAACCAGGAGCUGAUCUCUCUCAUCAAAGCUGAGACAGCUAAAAUGAACCAGCAGUGAUUCUCAAAUCUGCACCUGAUCAGCCAGCUCAGGACUUGUGCACUGUGGCUCUGAGCAGGGGUGUGGACUGCUGCCUCAUGUAGACUGUCCUGCAGACAAGUCUCCUGACUCCAGAGGGGUUAUAAGGGCUCUUAUAAGUAAGAAUGCCCCCUUCAGAGCCAUAAGAGAGGAUUUGGACUAAAGCUUCAGUUCUAAGUUUUAAAUUAUAGUACAGUAAAACUGCACCAACAUACAAGGUAGCCAAUACGGACACAUCAGUUUGGAAAACGAACAGAUCUCCUUAUCAAUUUAUUUUUUUUUAUUUAAUGUUGAGAUAAGUGUUACUGUUUGAGUUAGGUUUUAGGCCCAGAUGUAAUCUUUACACAAUGCUUUUCUUAUUUCCUCAGGAAAGUUUAAAAAUACAGUCAUUUGAACAUGAGAAGCAACGACUAAGCUUUGGUGUAUUCAAUUGCUUAUUCUGAACGGAACUUAAGUCGUACUGGAUGUUAAUAAUAGUUCUGGAUGUUAUUGUGGUUAUUAGCCUUUGUAGUACUAAUAUCAGUGACCACUGUAUUGUUUUGCUCAGUAAGUACUCUGACUGAGUUUCCAGACUGGUCUUUCUAUGGAUGUUUUUAUUAAUCAUGGCAUUGACAUGAUUCAAAUAUAUAUUGCAAUGGUCAAAUUAAUGCAGGCCCAUUGUUAACUGUGAGAACAACAAACAUUUACUGAUAAAGUAAAUACAAUAAAAAUAAAGUCAAAAGA